AUGAAUUUUCUUCGUACCGGAAAGGUUCAGGUGGUUGUCGUCAUUUUUGUACUUAUAAUCGUUUUUACAGCCAAAAAAUGUCGAGAACUAUAUGAUGAUGAGCAGGCUAUCCAUAAAACUAGGCCUCAGCAAUAUAAUUGCUUCGACAUGAAAACUGGCAGUGCCGCAUGCAUUGCGAGGAAUGUUUUGAAGUCGUAUUAUUUGACAAAGUACAAUUUGGAGCCGGAACAAAGAAAUAAACCCGAGGUUCCUUUCGUAUCAAAAUACAACAUGGCGCCUUACGUCGGCUCCGGGUGGGAUAUGUUGGAGAGCCUUUACUCUCGACAACGUCCCAAAGGUGAGGCAAUCAGUAAGGCUAUUGGAGCUUUCAUUGGCGAUCAUGUUGGGAGCUAUGUCGCAGAAAAGCAUGUUGGGGGCGGGCCGGGUGUUGCGGAAAAUGUUGGGGCUUGGAAUAAGGGGAGACUGGCGUUCAUGUCGGGGAGUUUAUUGGGGGCCUAUUUAGGAGGAGAAGUUGGGGUUAUGGCUUAUGAUAUAUACGAUGGAUUUGACCAUUUGUGCAAUUACCUUUUCCAUCAUCAAGGAGAAAAGUCUCCAAGCUCCAAUCAUCAGGAGCUGUGA
Durio zibethinus is the source of this 618-nucleotide messenger RNA. RefSeq lists its product as uncharacterized. Lineage: Eukaryota; Viridiplantae; Streptophyta; Magnoliopsida; Malvales; Malvaceae. The record is from RefSeq and is a predicted model, not a curated record.